This is a messenger RNA of Jaminaea rosea, 1280 nucleotides long. RefSeq lists its product as hypothetical. Lineage: Eukaryota; Fungi; Basidiomycota; Exobasidiomycetes; Microstromatales. The transcript has a single exon. The record is from RefSeq and is a predicted model, not a curated record. The coding region runs from base 128 to 820 and encodes 230 amino acids.
UGGGACAGGCCAAGCACCCAUGCAUUCAAUUUAGCGAGGCGAGCUGGCGCUCACUGUCCUUAUAAGAUUGGGGCAUUGCGCAUGCUCCUCGACACCCUCAAUCAAGUUCGCCGCCAACACUAUCACCAUGCAGCUCCUCUCCACGCUCGCCCUCCUGGCCAUCAGCCUCAGCGGCGUCGCACCUUUGCUCACUACUACCUUCCCUCGCAUCCCGUUACCGAGCUCCAUCCAUCCGGUACCCCUGCCCGUCCCCGCUUGCAACCCCUCGCCAGGCUGGCAAUGGGCCUCUUACUCCGGCCCAUUCACAGGUCUUGAAGAUGCCUCUACGCUUCAAACGCGCCGACCCAAAGAGAACGGCACAUCGCCCUCCAUUGGCUGGAUCGCCGUGCCUGGGUGGACCGACGAUACUCUCAACGCGAGCAACAGCUUCGCCAUGCAGCAUCGCGCCUACCUACUUGUCCCUCAGAGCGGUCGCUACUCCUUUGCCUUCAGCGGAGUCAUCGACAGAGUCCGCGUGUGGCUAGGCAGCGAGGCGGCGUACGCUGGGUACACCAACGGCAAUCAAGACGACAGCUUCUUCUACCAGCGCAUCGACGCAGGUGACUUUGAACAGGGCGCAGGCGUUGUGGAGAAGUACUUUGCCGCGGGCCAGUACGUGCCCGUGCGUGUGCUGUACUACAACGCAGGACACUCAGGCGACUUCAUCAUGAAGAUGACGGGGCCUGAUCGUCAGGAGCUGUCGGACGAUUACGCAAUGCUGAGUGGCUGUGAUGAGAAUGGGAAGCCGGUGACCUUUAGGAGAUGGGGCAAUGAGGCAUAGCUGUGCGUGUCCGCUCUCUUCUGGACCAAAGUUGUAGCCGCGCCCAGCAGCAUCAAAGCUCUCAAAAGCCAGCGUAUUCCUGUCCUUUGCAGCCGUGAAAGAUGAAUCCAACAUUGUCUCUCUUGGAAAGCCAGUUUUGGGCCAAGCUGAAAGGGCCGCAGCGGUAGGCUACUGCUGAGACCACGAAUGGAAGGAGAGGCGAACGCUGCUGAGACCAGGAUUGGAAGGAGAGGCGAACGAGGAUAGACAGAGGAUAUGAGCAUCGUUGACUUGACGAGACUGAUGUCGUCGGAAAUACUGCUGUGAGGGCGCAGAAGUGGCCGCUACGCUCACUACGAGCACGGAAGGUGUUGGCUGAUGGCAGAGCUCUGAAUCUUCAGUGACCAUCUACUGCAGAAGAGGCUUCGGCGAGGCCUAGAGACCUCGAAAGGUCUCGGGGCAAAGAAUGGGCUGAGGAGAG